AUGACCGUCACCUACUCAAGCCAGGUGGCUAAUGCCCGCUUAGGCUCCUUCUCUCGCCUGCUGCUGUGCUGGCGAGGCAGCAUCUACAAGCUGCUCUACAGCGAGUUCCUCAUCUUCCUGCUCAGCUACUACACCAUCCGCUUCAUUUAUAGGACGGCCCUCACGGAGGAGCGGCAGGUGAUGUUUGAGAAGCUGGCUCUGUAUUGCGACAGCUACAUCCAGCUCAUCCCCAUCCCCUUCGUGCUGGGCCUGUACACCUGUAACACAGCCCCCUCUCACCUGCUCAGCCCAGAACUGCACAUAGUAGGCACUCAGGAAUUAUUCUUUGAAAGAAAGAGGAUGGCGGAGGAGCUCCGAGGUCCCUACAGGCUCAGCAGGGACUUGGGCCUGAAUCCUGGGCCCCCCGUGGGGCCUGGCCACCUGGCCAGCCACCCCUCUACAGGACCCCCGCCCACUGCUGCUUCGCUCUACCCUGCAGGCUUCAUGACUCCCGCAAAACACAAGCACUUAGAAAAAUUGAGCUUGUGGCACACCACGUUCUGGGUGCCCUGGGUGUGGUUUGCUAACCUGUCAAUGAAAGCUUGGAUUGGAGGUCGAAUCCGGGACCCUGUCCUGCUCCAGAGCCUGCUGACCGAGAUGAACGCCUUGCGAACACAGUGUGGACAGCUGUAUGCCUACGACUGGAUUAGUGUCCCGCUGGUAUACACGCAGGUGGUGACCGUGGCGGUAUACAGCUUUUUCCUGGCUUGCCUGAUUGGGCGGCAGUUUCUGAACCCAGCCAAGGCCUACCCUGGCCACGAGCUGGACCUCGUUGUACCCAUCUUCACAUUCCUGCAGUUCUUUUUCUAUGCUGGCUGGCUGAAGGUGGCAGAGCAGCUCAUCAACCCAUUUGGAGAAGAUGAUGACGACUUUGAGACCAACUGGAUUGUCGACAGGAGCUUGCAGGUGUCCCUGCUGGCUGUAGACGAGAUGCACCAGGACCUGCCCCCAUUGGAGCGGGACAUGUACUGGAAUGACCCAGAACCACAGCCACCCUACACAGCCGCUUCUGCCCAGUCUCGCCGACCCUCCUUUCCUGGCUCUACCUUUAAUAUCAGUCUACGUGAGGAAGAGAUGGAGUUCCAGCCAAACCCAGAGGAGGAAGAGGAGGGUGCUCAUAAUGGCAUCAUCAGUCGCUUCCUGAGGCUGCAGUCCCACGACCACCCCCACCCCAGGACAAGCUCGAAGACCAAACUACUACUGCCCAAGAAGUCUGUCCUCCAUGAGGCGCCCGAGAAUCUCGCUGGGGCCAGGAAGAGCUUUAGGGACCAGGAAGAUAGCAGGGCCUGGAAGAUGAAGGGGGAGGAUGCCUCUAAGCCCGCUGCGCUGUACGGGAGGCCAGGCUACCACAGUGCCCCUCAGAUGCCGCUCAGCUCCACCCCGAUGGUAUUUCCAUCAGGACUGUGGGCACCCUCAAGUCUUCACAGAGUCUCAGGUGUAGACAGCACUGCCAAAGACCCAAGCCUACAGCCUGCCACUCCUGGGACCAAGACAAGCUUUGAAUUGCUCCCAGUGUGUGCAGGGGCUUCACUGGAGCACCCGGAAUUGUGUCACAUCAAGAGGAAAACUGUCGAGUUUAACUUGACCGACACAUCAGAGGCCCCUGAAAGUCAUCUCAGAGAACCACGUACACAAUCAACAAGCAACAUGCACACUGUACUCAAAGAUCAUGAUCCCUAUUGGGCUUUGGAAAACAGGGAUGAAGUACAUUCCUAGCCUGUUUCCUAAGGGGGAUGCUCCACUGGCCUGGUCUCACCUGCGUGUACACCGAUCCAGUCGUAGCCAUGCAGCUGUCCACACUGAAGAAUAUGUUCCUGACAGCCUGUACUAAAUGGUUAGCUCAGUGGAUAACAAUAAUCAUUAGUUUCAGGACUACUUAAGCUUUUAAAUGCCUUUUGUACAUAAAAAUAACAAAAGCUAGAAUAAGCCACUGGAAACAUGCAAUUCAGAAUCAGGAGUCUUGAAGUCCUAUCCGAAUUCAACACACUCAAGCCUUGGUUUCUUUACCAAACUUAGGAGUUUCAUAUAACUAAGGCUUAAUAAACUAAGGAUUUUCAUAAAUACAAGUCCUCUCAGGUGUUU
Miniopterus natalensis is the source of this 2121-nucleotide messenger RNA. Lineage: Eukaryota; Metazoa; Chordata; Mammalia; Chiroptera; Miniopteridae. The record is from RefSeq and is a predicted model, not a curated record.